Molecule: messenger RNA, 1349 nt
Organism: Trichechus manatus latirostris (Florida manatee)
Lineage: Eukaryota; Metazoa; Chordata; Mammalia; Sirenia; Trichechidae
Gene: SLC66A1
Product: solute carrier family 66 member 1
Exons: 8
Coding region: 202-1080 (292 amino acids)
Cellular component (GO): lysosomal membrane
Molecular function (GO): L-lysine transmembrane transporter activity
Source: RefSeq, a predicted model, not a curated record
GGCGUGAGAGGCGGAGCCGGGGAGGCGGCUCCCGGGGCGGGGCGGCAGCUACAGCGCGGAUCAGCUGACCCGGUGAGUGAGGACUGACCCCAGAAGCCGGAUCCUGGCGGCUGAUUUCGACGUGAGUCCUCACCUGCCUCAGUGAACCAGUGCCCUCCUUCCUGAGCAGCCAUCCGGGCUGAGGGCCCUCCCUCCACAGCCAUGGUCUGGAAGAAACUGGGCUCCGGCAACUUCUCCAGCUGCCCCAAUGGCUCCCGCCAGUGGAUAUGGGACGUGUUUGGUGAAUGUGCUGUGGACAGCUGGGAUGAGGCCAGCGUGGGCCUAGGCCUGAUCUCCAUUCUCUGCUUUGCUGCAUCCACUUUCCCCCAGUACAUCAAGGCCUGCAGGGCAGGCAACAUGGACCAGGCCCUGUCCCUGUGGUUCCUGCUGGGCUGGCUCGGCGGAGACUCCUGCAACCUCAUCGGCUCAUUCCUCGCCAACCAGCUGCCCUUGCAGACUUACACGGCAGUGUAUUACGUCAUGGCGGACCUGCUGAUGCUGAUGUUGUACUUUCAUUACAAGUACAAGAAGCGCGCCUCCCUGUUGUCUGCCCCCAUCAAUGCUGCACUCUUGCUUAUCUUGGGGACAGCGUUUUCCACCCCGCUGCUGAGCAGGCCUGAUCCUGUGGCCACCCCAAGGGAGGUCUUCCGGGGGCGGACACUCCUGUCUGUGGAACCAGGCAAUAAGCCCUUCACCCAGCAGGAAAUCAUUGGCUUUGUCAUCGGCUCUGUCUCCAGCGUGCUGUACCUACUCUCCCGGCUGCCUCAGAUCCACACCAACUUCCUGCGGAAGUCGACCCAGGGGAUCUCCUACUCGCUAUUCGCGCUGGUGAUACUGGGGAACGCGUUGUACGGGCUGAGCGUGCUGCUCAAAAACCCCGAGGUGGGCCAGAGUGAGGGCAGCUACCUGCUGCACCACCUGCCCUGGCUCGUGGGCAGCCUAGGCGUGCUGCUGCUCGACAGCAUUAUCUCUGUGCAGUUCCUCAUCUACAGGAACGCUGCUGCCGUGUUCUCAGAGACUGAGCCCCUCCUCCCCAGCUGACCAGGGCCCACGCUGAGCCCAGGAUGACAGGGACCUCCAGAUGCCACAUCCAGGAAGGGAGUGAGGGGUGGCCCAGGACGGUGCUGCUGACCUUGUACUGGGCCGUGGAGGAGGCCGGUGGGAGGCCAACAGCGUGGGCCCAGCCGCCUACCCCCACACUUCCGAAACCUCUCAGGGCUACUGACUGCCUCUUCUCAGGAGCAAGCCGGUCGCAAGGCCCAGCCACCACCUUGGAAGUCUGCCCCUGGGAACCUCGUGGGAGAGGCUGC